GAUAGCGAUGGAGACGCCUGGCCCUGCGGUCCGGGCCGUGCUGGUGCCCGCGGCGUCCGGGACCCGGAGGAAGCGCGCCGCCGGAGAGGCCGGUGCUCCGACGAGCAGGCAGCGGGUCCUGGACGAGGAGGAGUACAUCGAGGGCCUCCAGACGGUUAUCCAGAGGGACUUCUUUCCUGAUGUGGAGAAGCUGCAGGCACAGAAGGAGUACCUGGAGGCCGAGGAGAAUGGAGACCUGGAACGGAUGCGGCAGAUCGCCAUCAAGUUUGGCUCUGCCCUGGGCAAGAUGUCCCGAGAGCCCCCUCCGCCCUAUGUGACUCCAGCCACAUUUGAAACCCCUGAGGUGCACACAGGCACCGGGGUGGUGGGCAGUAAGGCCCCAGGUCGGGGCCACAGCCUGGAGGACGGUGAUGAACCCAGCCUCCUGCCAGUCACAGCGCGUCCUGUGUGUCCUCAGAGCGUGGUUCUCCAUUGCGAUGUGGCUCGAGAAUCACAGACUGUUGGCAGAUUCCUUUCCUUUGAAUCCCCCUUAUUUUUCAGAGAGGCCACAGAGGAGGAGGAAAGGGAACCCCUUCCCAGCCUGGACGUCUUCCUGAGCCGGUACACAAGUGAGGACAACGCCUCCUUCCAGGAGAUCAUGGAGGUGGCCAAGGAGAAGAGCCGGGCGCGCCACGCAUGGCUCUACCAGGCCGAGGAGGAGUUUGAGAAGAGGCAGAAGGAUAAUCUCGCGCUCCCGUCGGCAGAGUGCCAAGCCGUGGAGAGUGGCCAGGCUGGUGUGGACACCUGGAAGUACAAAGCCAAGAACUCCCUCAUGUACUACCCAGAGGGCGUCCCUGAUGAAGAGCAGCUCUUUAAGAAGCCACGGCAGGUGGUGCAUAAGAACACCCGCUUCCUCAGGGACCCCUUUAGCCAGGCCCUCAGCAGGUCCCAGCUGCAGCAGGCCGCUGCCCUCAACGCCCAGCACAAACAGGGCAAGGUGGGCCCGGAUGGCAAGGAGCUUAUCCCCCAGGAGUCCCCUCGCGUGGGCGGAUUUGGAUUCAUUGCCACGCCUUCUCCUGCCCCUGGUGUGAACGAGUCCCCACUGAUGACCUGGGGGGAGGUCGAGAACACGCCCUUGAGAGUUGAAGGAUCUGAAACGCCCUACGUGGACAGGACGCCAGGGCCAGCCUUCAAGAUCCUGGAGCCGGGCCGCAGGGAGCGUCUGGGGCUGAAGAUGGCCAACGAGGCUGCCGCCAAGAACCGGGCCAAGAAGCAGGAGGCCUUGCGGAGGGCGACAGAGAACCUAGCCAGCCUCACCCCCAAAGGCCUGAGCCCAGCCAUGUCCCCAGCCCUGCAGCGCCUCGUGAGCAGGACGGCCAGCAAGUACACAGACCGGGCCCUGCGUGCCAGCUACACACCGUCCCCAGCACGCUCUACCCACCUCAAGACCCCAGCCGGCGGGCCCCAGACCCCGACGAGCACACCGGCUCCUGGCUCUGCCACACACACCCCCCUCAGCCAGGAUCCGGCCUGCAUCACGGACAACUUGCUGCAGCUCCCCGCCCGGCGCAAAGCCUCGGACUUCUUCUAGUCCGUCCUGGGCUGGGCCCGUGGGAGCUUCAUGGAGCCCUCAGGGCAGCUCUCUGCCCAGGAGAGGACUAUGGCUUUCUGGGGACCCAGGCCUGAGCCCGAAGCAGCGAACAUCCCAGGAGACACGUGCUGGGCUGGCACAGGACAUGCCCUGUGGCCUUGGGGAGCAUCCCAGGGCCUUGCUGACAUGCUUUUCUAUCAAACCCCAACCUGUUCCUAUUUAAUCCUCAUUAAAGAAUACCUACAGCUCAGCGGGGCUGCCUCUCCGCCCUGUGGCCUGUGCACCCUGGGGUCACCCUCAUGCCUGCAUUGCACCUGCAUCCUGCACUCAGGACUGCGGCCCUCCCGGGAGGAGGCUGCUGGUGGUGACCCUCGGAGGGUUAGGGUGUCCAGCCUUUCUUGCUGCUGCCUGCGUUGCUUCCGGUGGUGCCCUCAGGGCUGGGGACCUGCCUCUGAGCUGAGCUCACAGCCCUUUGGUCCGCCCUUGGGGAGGGCAGAGCCCUUGGCAGUUGUGCCCCAGGUUUUCCUGCAUGAAGAGCUGGUCCCUGGUCCUCCUGCCGCCAGGUUCACCCGGGCUCUGGGCCCAGGUCCACAGCCUCCCUGGCCAGGCCUGACCUGCGUGGUUUGCUGGUGAUGCAGCUGCACGGGUCCUGCAUGUGAGGCUGCUCCCGUGGGAGGCGCCUUCCCAGUGGCCUCAGCCAUCACCUCCCAAGCACCUGGCUUCCAGCUCAGGUGGGCAGGGCCGUCCCCAUGUCCCCUCCCUCCCUUGCUCGGGGCUUCAGGCCCUGCCUGCCACGUGCUGCUGGGUUGCCGGCCUCACCCCGUUGUCACCCCACCAGUGAGACGCCCAUGUAACAGCAACCUGGGCCACAGUGUCACAAGCAGUGGGACUGGGCUCCACUUGGACCCGAGAGCGCUGUGGGCACCAUGGGCGGGCACCUGCCUCCGGGCCUGAGGGUGUUGGUGCCUGACCCCGGAAGUUUUGGGGCCAGCUCCUCACAGGGAGGUGGGCUGGCUCCCAGACAGGCUCUUUAGGCCUCAGGUGGGGUCGGGUUGUGCUCAGAGAGGCAGCCUGGGGUCUGCUCAGAUGGGAACCCCUCGCGCUUUGAGCACGCGCACCCUGCAGUGGGCCAUCCUCAUGCUCCCUGGAGGCUGCCUGGGCACCAGCUGGCCUGCGCUCCUCCUCAGGGAAGUCCUGCAAGUUCCUGGGAGCCAAGUCCUGGCUGUGCCCUGUGCCCCACCAAGGGGGCGGUGCUGGGACUGUCCAGGGUCAGGAAAGGGCCGCUUUGGGUGCUUUAUUCUCCAUAGAGAAGGGUGGGUUUGGCCCUGAGGGAGCCCCCAGCAAGUAGGGGGUGGAGGUCUGGGUGGGUGUGAAGGAGAUGUGGGGCACUGUCCAGGCAAGGCCACAGAAGACCAGGU
This is a messenger RNA of Globicephala melas (long-finned pilot whale), 2988 nucleotides long. RefSeq names its product ess-2 splicing factor homolog (gene ESS2). Gene Ontology annotation, cellular component: catalytic step 2 spliceosome. NCBI's taxonomy places the organism in Eukaryota, Metazoa, Chordata, Mammalia, Artiodactyla, Delphinidae. The record is from RefSeq and is a predicted model, not a curated record.